This is a messenger RNA of Talaromyces proteolyticus, 1392 nucleotides long. Its product is annotated as Las1-like-domain-containing protein. Bases 143 to 1312 code for a protein of 389 amino acids. The transcript is spliced from 5 exons. Gene Ontology annotation, cellular component: Las1 complex; preribosome, large subunit precursor. Gene Ontology annotation, biological process: maturation of LSU-rRNA; maturation of 5.8S rRNA. The record is from RefSeq and is a predicted model, not a curated record. NCBI's taxonomy places the organism in Eukaryota, Fungi, Ascomycota, Eurotiomycetes, Eurotiales, Trichocomaceae. Gene Ontology annotation, molecular function: endonuclease activity.
GUUGCCGCCUGAGGCAUAAGUCAGCAAGGUCGUCCUGGAGCUGCGAUUUUCCGAUUCCGCCUGCCUGUGAUUGGACACUUGAUCAAUUUUGCAACUGAGUUGCUUCUAUCAAUCACCACCACGAUAGUGCAAGUGCACAGCGAUGCCAAAACUCAGCUUCACCCCCUGGAGGGACUCGUUGGAGUUAUUGAGUAUACGCUCGCAAUUCUAUCCCCCCUCCUCGUCAGCGCCGGACCUGCGCCGUAAUGCCUGCCGCACCGUCGAAGCAUGGAAGCUUCGUGGCCAUCUCCCGCAUACAGUCGAAGCAACAGCGCUUCUAACCGAUGCUAUUCUGCACGACGAUGCAGCGCGCAACUCGGUCUUUUCGAUUCGCGCGACUUAUGCGGCUGCUUUUUGCAGAUUCGUCACUGGCCUCGUCGACUCCAAGCUCGGCGGCCUGCGACGGACCAUGUUCCAGAGAGCUCUCCACAUGGGCCUUCCAGCCUCCUUUGUCGAGCUGCGCCAUGAGGCGACGCAUCGCGAGCUGCCGUCUUUGGUAGUUCUGAGGAGCGCCGUGCAUAGAUCACUGGAGUGGCUGUGGGGGUAUUAUUGGGUGAGGAUUGACGGUGCAGCACCAGUAGCAGCAGAGAAUGGGGGUGGAAAUGGGAAUGACUAUUUGUUGGGUGGGACGAGAGGGCAGAUUAAGCAGAGCUUACAGCAUCUAUUGCAGGCCGAUCCUGCUCCCGCGAAAAAGAAAGCUCGCGCUCAGGCUGUAUCUGUCGUCUCACAGAGUCUAAUACGUAUCUGUGAAAGCGAAUCUGACGGGCCGCAAGUGCUGGCACGGGUUUUGCUUGAAGAUGAUAUUCUGAUUCCGAGCGAGAGAGGGGCUGGCACGUCAAUAGACGGCGUGUUUUCGACGUGGGAUAGCUUGCUACAAAAAAUAACAGAAUCUCGUCCGUCGUUCCUGACAGUGUUGAUGGAAGAGAUGGCACUGGACCUGAUCAAGUCUGGUAAAUCAAAUACAAAUACAAGUUCAGAAGAGGCGGAUUCAUAUGCAGAGGGGGUUUAUAUGUGGCUGGACCAUAUUGUGACAUCUGUGGCUUGGGAAGGUUAUAGAUUGUAUAUUUCGGUAUCCUAUCUGCGUGCCAUUUGUCGUGAGAUGUCCAAUCGCUGGACGGUAAUGCUGGAGCAGACAUUAUCUAACAUGUCUUCUGUGGGUGAGGUUGAAGAUAGCACGGCGAAUGGCCGAGCUGUUGAUUUCGAUAUCUAUUUCGAUGACGGAUGGGAGACGCUGGGGAUGAACUUAAGGCCCAUUGGAGUUGAAAGCAGCUAACACGAUACUCUACUGUACAUAAUAAUAUAGAUAAACAACGGCCAGUGCCGAAUAAUAAGUAAUAAGUCAUAAGUCUGUAA